Scomber japonicus (chub mackerel) is the source of this 2794-nucleotide messenger RNA. RefSeq names its product cyclin-dependent kinase 17-like. The record is from RefSeq and is a predicted model, not a curated record. The transcript is spliced from 17 exons. Lineage: Eukaryota; Metazoa; Chordata; Actinopteri; Scombriformes; Scombridae. Gene Ontology annotation, biological process: exocytosis; protein phosphorylation; neuron projection development. Gene Ontology annotation, cellular component: nucleus; synaptic vesicle; cytoplasm. Bases 318 to 1967 code for a protein of 549 amino acids. Gene Ontology annotation, molecular function: ATP binding; protein kinase activity.
UAUGGCUGAUCAUCACGGGACGGGACGGUGCUGUUUGUGAGCGAAAGUAAGGCCAAAUAAUGCGUUAUCACAGGUCAACAAUGCACUUACUCAGGCGACGGGACACUGCGACAAACUGUCUGACACUGGGAUAAAGAUUUAUCCGGCAAGUGAAAGGCUAUCUGGUGUGUUUUACGGCAAAGUAGUUGGAGGGGAACUUGUCGCAGUGGAUUGAUCCCAGCGUGCUGCUGCCUGGAUUACCAUACACAAGUGGAACAAUAGUCUCCUGCAGCAGAAACACUAUCAGGCCCGUGGGCCCUGGUGUUGCGGUUGAGAAGAUGGACAGGAUGAAGAUAAUCAAGCGGAGGCUGUCCAUGUCUCUACGCAGCGCUCGGCCCGUUGACGACUCCCUGUCUGAGCUGGCAGAACAGAUGGCUUUGGAUGAGCCAUCCGCAGCCAGGGACAAUGAGCCCAUGGUGGUGUGUGCCGUCCACCCUCCCGCCUCCCACAGUGCUCCCUCCUUCCUGCGUCAAUAUGCCGGUCAUCUGGGCCGCACUGCCCUGCGCAGAGAGCCGGGUGGGGGGCUGGAAAGAGACAGAGCCUACCUGAGCCUGCACAGGACUGGAUCUCUGGGUAUUGUCCAUGAGAAUGUGAAGAUGGGUUCAGAUGGGGAGAGUGACCAGGCAUCUGGAACAUCUUCUGAUGAGGUCCAAAGUCCUGUCAGGGUCCGCAUGAGGAACAACCACCAUCGGCGCAUCUCUAAUGAGGACAUAAACAAACGUUUGUCUCUCCCAGCUGAUAUCAGGCUACCGGAGGGCUACUUGGAGAAGUUUGCCAUGAACAGCCCACCCUUUGACAAACCCAUGAGCCGCAGGCUACGACGUGCUUCAUUGUCUGAAAUUGGCUUUGGGAAACUCGAGACCUACAUCAAACUGGACAAAUUAGGGGAGGGGACUUACGCUACAGUUUUUAAGGGACGAAGCAAAUUAACAGACAACUUAGUAGCGCUGAAAGAGAUCCGGCUGGAGCAUGAAGAGGGUGCACCCUGCACAGCUAUCCGCGAAGUGUCUCUACUGAAAGACUUGAAGCACGCUAAUAUUGUCACUCUCCAUGACAUAAUCCACACUGACAAGUGCCUGACGCUCGUGUUUGAGUAUCUGGAAAAAGAUCUGAAGCAGUACAUGGAUGACUGUGGGAGCAUCAUGAGUGUACACAAUGUCAAGAUCUUCCUGUUCCAGCUGUUACGAGGUCUGGCAUACUGCCACAGAAGGAAGGUGCUCCACAGAGACCUUAAACCCCAGAACCUGCUCAUCAAUGAAAAAGGAGAGCUGAAACUGGCAGACUUUGGUUUGGCACGAGCCAAGUCUGUCCCUACGAAGACCUACUCAAAUGAAGUUGUAACAUUAUGGUACCGACCACCAGAUGUGCUUCUAGGCUCCACUGAAUAUUCGACACCCAUAGACAUGUGGGGUGUGGGCUGUAUCUUCUAUGAAAUGAUCACAGGCAGACCUCUCUUCCCUGGAUCGACUGUGGAGGAUGAGCUUCACCUCAUAUUCCGCAUCCUUGGUACGCCUACAGAAGAGAGUUGGCCUGGUAUCACCACCAGUGAAGAGUUUAAGACAUACAAUUUCCCUCGAUACCAUGCAGAGCCCCUUGUCAACCACGCACCCAGGAUAGACAACGAUGGUCAUGACUUGCUCUCCGUGCUUCUGCAGUUUGAGGCUAAGAAGCGUGUAUCAGCCGAGGAUGCUCUCAGACACACGUAUUUCAGAAGUCUUGGGGACCAGGUUCAAACACUGGCUGACACUGCAUCCAUCUUCUCCAUAAAAGGCAUUCAGCUCCAGAAAGAUCCAGGGAAGAGAUCCUCAGUCUACCCGGAGUCAACGAUGGCCCAUAAGCUAGGCUCUGCACCUUCGCAGUACUUCCAGAGAGAAGCAGCCAAUCCCAGGGCUCAGAGUCACACUCUCUCCUCCAAUUCCACUGGCUGAGUGGCCCCUACCGUCCUGGUAAAUACGGUCUCUUUCAUUCUGUCUGUCUUCUGUUCAGUUCCCAUUCUCUUUUUUUCUGUUUGGCUGUCACCUGGCCUCUUUUCUUCUAUCUAUUAGCACCUUGCCUUUGUUGCAAUCCCACUAUAUAUAGUGGGAUUGUCUCUCCUGGUUGCUGAACUGGACAACAUGUGGUUGCAUUUCUCAUCCCCUCCUCUUGCGUUCCCUGAACCAAAACGACAUAUUAUUACCUCACUUGUUUGAAGGUAUACAAUUUAAUCCUUUCUAUUGUUUUUUUUCUUUGUCAACUCUUCUUCCCAUUUUUGCUCCUUUGGGCAGCUUUAUCUCACAUUUCAAGCCCUGGGCCCACAUGCAUCAUCUCAGCUUUCACUUACCUAAUCCUGUUUUUCUCAGAGCAAGCCUCUCCCAGUGUUUUUUUUCAGGGGAUGAAAGGGGCAACAAUAUUUUCAUUUUCAUAAAAGAAAAGAAUGGGAUCAGAGAAUGGGGAGUCAUUUGAUUCUUUUUAUUUGCAGUCCUGUUUAGGUUUCUCCAGCGAGAGAUGUAGCCUGUAAGUGAAGGGUGAAGUGAGGGUGUAGCGUGUGUUUGUUUUUUGUUUUUUUUUAUUAGCAUGGAUAUGAUUGUGGUUUUAAUGCAGUUGUUUUAAAGUUACUGGUAAGUAUUGUUUAGCUUAAGUGACAUGAUAUGUGCUGUAUUACAGGUUAUAGAAAUAAAGUACUGGCAUUGAUAAUAACACAGUUACACUAUGUGGCCAAUCUUAUUAUUUUUGGUCCAGGGAUUUAAGAAAAUUUCACCUUUGUGCCAUAAGUUUG